UUAACACGAAAUUAUGUACGAUAUAUUUUUUGAUAUAGUCAAAUGAUGGAAGAUUUUGAUAUUUAUGCGGAUCUGCCAAGUUUCCAUGCAGACGAAUGUGAAAAUGAUAAUAAGGAAAAUACUAGUAAAAAAUUUGAGGAAAAAAAUCAGAUCUUGGAAAAGGAAGUAAGCCUUUUAAAAAUAAAAUUACAGGAGCUCGAAGGUAUCAAUGAUAAAUUGAAGAAGAACUUUUCCUCCCUAAUAAAAACAGCGAAGGCUGAAAUUUCUAGGAAAGAUCGUACCAUAUCUGAUUUAAGGGCUCAGUAAGUAUUUUAAUCGACGCUACGUUUACUGAUACUUAUAAUAAAUAAUAAAUAUUUUAGGCUGGAAAACUUCACUUUUCGAAGGAAUCCAUAUCAUCGAAAUAGUAUGCACCAUGUACAAAGUAAUCAUUACUUACAUAAUCCGCCUCCUCCUGUAAAGAUUGAACCUAAUAGUGAAAUAAAGCUGAAUCAAGGGGUUAAUAAGCAUACUUAUCAAGCACAGUCCAGGAUAAAUGAGUUUGCUAAGGAAGAAAAUAAUGUUAAUGAAAGAAGGAAAAAUAUUAGCAUCAACGACAAUGACGAUGCAAUAAAUAAUAAUCCAGAGUAUAGAAAUACAAUAUAUGGAGAAAGAUUACGUAAGAAACUUCAAAAAGAGAUGGAAAGCGAAAGGAGAAAGAAAGAAGAAGAAUUGAAGAUGAAAAAUGAAGAGCAACGUAAGAAAGAAGAAUUAAUUAAAAGAAAUGAAGAGUCUCGGAAGAAAUUGGAAGAUGAAUCGAAUAAAAACGUGGGGGAUGAAUCGCAAAAGUUACUAGAAGAUGAGUCAACGAUGAAAAAAGACGAAACCAAGAAGAUAAACGAAUGUUUUGAUAAAGUAAACAAUAAAGAAAAUUUGGCCGUUGUUAAUGAAGCGGCUGGAAAAGUUGAUGCUAACAUUAAUUCUGAUAAAACUUUAGAUGCAGUAACUAAUAAUAUAGAUUUUGUUAAAAAUGAAGUAAUUCUAACGAAAAAAAUUGACUAUUCAGAAUCCAAGGACGAUCAAUGUAUAAAUAGAAAGGGUGAUAUCCCAAAAUUUAAUAAGUACUUUGUCGCUAAUGGUAAUGUAACAGAUACAUUGAGUAAAAAUCAUUCAAACAAUCAUAGCAGCAAAAGGUAUCAUAAUGAUUCAUCGGUGCAGAAAGAUUAUAGAAAUCGAGACGACUAUAAUUAUCACGAUAGGCACAGGCACAAUGAUGUUUUGUAUAUAGAUUCGAACAAUCGACACAGUAGAAAGGAUAAAUAUUAUAAUCAAUUUGAAAAAAAUGAUCGGCAUAGGAAUUCACAUCGGUAUAAAUCUCGCGAUAGAGAAAGAAGUAGCAGUUCCAGUGCUAAAGACGAACUUCGUAAAAAGCAUACUAAAUCAUUAGAUGACAAACACGAUCAUACAUCUAAAAAAAUUAAGCUCGGUAAGAACGAUAAAGACAUCAAACAUAAUUUUAUAUCUAAGCAGGAUAGAGUACAUAAAAGAGAUCAAGAAGAGCAUUUGCAGAAUCUGGAAAUUAGUAAAAAACACAAAGACUAUAGAGAUAAAACUCCAAAACGCAAAAGACGAAGUGAAUCUGAAGAAAAAGUAUUACAUAUAAGUAAGCGGAAUAGAUUGAACGUUAAAGCUUGUAGUGCUGAUAAGAUUUCAACAGAAAAGGUGAAGAAGAAUAGUUCAGAGACAAAAGAUUCAAGUAUUCAAGAUGAUGAAAGUAAAAAAAUUAAGGGUGACAACGAAUUGUCCAAUAAGCACGUAGAACAUAUAAAAGAAUGUGCUAAAUUAAAUAAAAUUACAGAAGACAAGCGUGAUAAAAAGCUUUCGAUUAAAAAGUACGAUGACAAAGUAGUCGAUAAUGUCGAAUAUAUAAAAGAGAAGGUUCAAUUGAAUAGAAAUAUAGUAAGUGAAAUAAAAAUUGAUAAUUUGGAGCAGAAAGACAGUAGUACGGCGAAACAAGAUGUUAGUCCAAAUAACAAAAAUGAAAAAGUAAUGAGUGACAAUGAUUCACAUAUUAUGGAUGUAACGAAUGUAAAUAUGAAGCCCGAAAGCCAGAUGGAAGACUUAUUAAACGAAUUAGAAGAAGGUGAAAUCGUAGAUUCGGUUAAUGAUAAAUCGCUCUAUAAAUGCGUGGGCAAACAAAGUGGAGCCACAAGCCAGAUGGUAAUUAAUAUAAAAACUACUUCAAAAUUGAUGAAAAUACAAGAAAAUGAUCAAAUUAAAGAAACAUUAAAUAGUUGUAGGAUAGAAGCUAAUGACUCGUCAGAAACUGUUAAUGAGAAUGGCAGGUCAUUAGAGAUAAUGAGAAAUACAGAAGUUCAUUGUGCAAAGAGCAUAGGUGAACCAAAAAAGGAUGAAAAUACAAUUGGAGAGAAUAGACAACUCCUAACUUUACUUACUCAAAAUAUUCAACCAGAAAUAAUAGGCAAUUCUCAGCCUACUCGCAAAGAAAACAAAGACGUUGUAGAAAAUACUAUAGAAAAAGUGAAGCUGGACGAUGGAAUAAAUACAAAAUUAACGAAGGAUGAAAAUAACCUUGAAGAAAGUAAUGUAACCUCUGCAAACGAAACAAAGCCAAUCGACAAUGAAAGCGAUAAAACAAAUUGCGAUAUACCUAUGGUAAAUAAAAUAAUGGCUAAUUUAACAGACAAUUGUACCGAUGAUGGCGAGGAUUGUAAAUUGCAAAUAAUAAUUAACGAUGAAAUUACUACAGAUGAAGAUAUCGAGAUUCAUGUAAAUGAGAAAAAUAUUGAGAAUACAUUUGAUAGCGAGGAACACAAGGAUAACGAGACAAUAACAAUAACGAAUGAUGAAGUGAAAAAUUGUUGUAUUGAAAGACGCCAAAAUACUAAUGACGACAUAGCAUCGCAAAAGGAUGAUUACGAAGGUGCUAAUAUUAAUAAUCGUCGAAACAAUGGAUUAUCGAAGUCUUCCGAUAAUUUGGAAGUACAGUGUGUAAAUAACGAAGAAGAGAGUAGUUUUCAGAAGAAAACUUUAAGCCUUUCCAAAUUACAGGCUGUUAGAAACGUUAUAAUAGUGAGACGCCGUAGAAGGCCUGUACAGUUAUCGGACAGUCCUCCGGUAUUAAUAAUCACACAAAAUGGUGUAAAUAAAUAGACAUAGAUGAACAAAAAAUGCAUAUAUGU
This is a messenger RNA of Ceratosolen solmsi marchali, 3182 nucleotides long. It is a transcript of the gene FLASH, whose product is annotated as FLICE-associated huge protein. The transcript is spliced from 2 exons. NCBI's taxonomy places the organism in Eukaryota, Metazoa, Arthropoda, Insecta, Hymenoptera, Agaonidae. The record is from RefSeq and is a predicted model, not a curated record.